Eremomyces bilateralis CBS 781.70 is the source of this 1216-nucleotide messenger RNA. RefSeq lists its product as uncharacterized. The coding region runs from base 177 to 1031 and encodes 284 amino acids. The record is from RefSeq and is a predicted model, not a curated record. NCBI's taxonomy places the organism in Eukaryota, Fungi, Ascomycota, Dothideomycetes, Eremomycetales, Eremomycetaceae. The transcript has 2 exons.
GACCGAGGGGAGUUAUUUUUACCUGUAGGCAGCAGAUCUUUGGAAGGUUGCUCAUGAUAGAAACUUGCUGUUGAGUUUUGGAACCAAGUAUAUUAUAACAUGCGUGGACCAAGCCGCUGCAAUUGUUGCUCCUUGGCCCCCUUUACGCCUCGAGAAUACGGAUACAUAUUAUCAAGAUGUUGUUCCGCCAAUUCACUCUAACCGCCACCCUCUUCAGCCCGUUGAUAUCCUGCACCGCAGUUCCCGAUACCGAUUCCCAGCUUCAGAACCGCUCUCCUCAACCAUUCCCGGCCGCUCUCAUCCUCCCGAAGCCUCCCAAACCCCCAACCCCGGAACCACCAACUCCCAAAAUCCCGAAUCCUCAGACUCCCAACCUCUCACUUCUCUCAGGCGCUGGAUCCCACCGACCUAGACCUCGACCCCGUCCCGACACAAAGCGCACCAGCCUCGGCGCUAUCGAGCCCGGCGACGCGAACACCGAUGCCAGCGCCGCGGCGGACUACGGCCGCAUGAAGGACUUCGUCGAUACGUUGAUGACCUUGGCCGAGGUGAUCGUGAACGCGGCGGCGGGGUCACCGGCGGUGAACCAGACGCUCAUCCCGAUACAUCGGUGGAGGGUGAGGGGUUGCUCGCCGUGUCCGGCGAAUGUCGCCCUGUGUCCGAAGCCGGUGGAUUCGGGGAUGGGGAACAGGACGGGCAACGGGACGGGCAACGGGACGAGCAAUCAGACGAGCUGGAAUACCAUCAGUCGCCGAUUGAACGAGAGUUGCGAUGCGGGUAUAUUGCUGAGCGACCUAACGAAAACCACCGGCUAUCCCGCGGCCGCGGAGAAAUGCGCCGCGGGCCUGGAAGCGUCGUAUGAUGACUGGUACCAUUGGACGAACCCGCUGUGCUUCAUUCCAAAAAACGCGCCGUACACUCCAUCCCCUGCUCCUUGGACGCCUUCUAUGUCAAGAGGGAGUAGUGGUUUCUCAGCUCGACAGCAACUCCCCUGGAUUUUCAUGACUGUUAGUCUGAUUUUUGUAAUAUGAACAGUUUGCAUGAUUUGGAUAUAUUUUACGAAACGAAUAACGGAAUGGUGGCGUUCCGGGAAGACCACAUCGUCUUCGAGAUUGGCGUUAUUAGUAUUGUACAGAGCACGCUGUACAUAAACCGACGCUUUUAGAGAAGACGACAAGGCUGCGUGGAUUAUUGUUCCUUGAAAGGAAAUAUAACA